CUGCCGAUUUCACAUUAGGGCUUUUCAACAUUCGCGCCUAUGCCUAAUUGGAUAAUUGAAGUCCCUUUCUGUAUGCUGUGUUUCUGAUACACCCACACAAAACCAGAGUGUGGUUAUUCACUUGGUCAAUGUGGUGAAUUUGCGAAAUUCACUUUACAAGUGUUCGUGGAUCCCAUGACUAGUUCCCAAGACCUCGAUGGUAUAGGUAUAGCAUCAAUUUGUAGAACGGAAAACACAUAGCCAUUAAUGUGCAAUCCACUUAAAUUGAUCUGUAGGAAUUGAGUAGAAUCUUGACACCCAUCGAUACUCAUUCUUAAAUCUCCGCCUAUGUAACUACUCGCAGCGGCUUUGAUGAAAAAAGGAUGAGUUAUAUAAAAGCGUAAGUAAGAGAGACCAGACAUUAUAUCAAAUAACCAGGUUAAUUACUGUCUGGGAAGAGAUCAACGCAGACGAAACCAAUGAAAGAUAGUGAAGGAAACUUAGUCACCAAAGAGGAAAAACAAGGCAAACGAUGGGCUGACCACUUCAAAAACUCUUGAAUCGACCACCACCGCCACCUGCAACUCGUCCAGAAAUGCCCCCAGCAACGGCAGAACUACCAGUGAACACAAGCCUUCUGACAAAAACAGAAGUCCUGAAUGCCAUAAAAUUGCUGGAAUUCGGGAAAGCAGUAGGACCAGAUGGAAUUCGACCAGAAGCACUGAAAACAGAUUCAGAGACAACAGCGGACAUGCUCACACCACUUCUAUUUCUGAAGGCUUGGAAGGAAAGGUACCUGAGGAUUGAUUGGAAGGAGGGUUACUUUGCCAAACUCCUCAAGAAGGGAGACGUAAGCCUUUACAAGAAUUGGCAAGGAAUCAUGCUGCUGUCCACCCGAAGCAAAAUACCAAGCCGCGUCAUCCUGGAGAGCCUAAAAGAUGUUCUGGAUUCAAAAUUACGGCCGGAACAGACUGGCUGGCUGGCUGGCUUCAGGAAGAAUAAAUCAUAUGCAGAUCGAAUUUCAACGCUAUGCAUCAUCAUAGAACAGAGCAUAGAAUGGCAGUCAACUCUACCUCAACUUCAUCGGCUUUGAAAAGGCCUUCGAUAGUGUCGACUGAGA
This is a messenger RNA of Heterobilharzia americana, 1099 nucleotides long. Lineage: Eukaryota; Metazoa; Platyhelminthes; Trematoda; Strigeidida; Schistosomatidae. The record is from the annotation of a GenBank genome assembly.